GGAGCCACAGUGUUGUGCACUUCACCAGUGUGUGUCCGGAGAUCUCACCGUCACCACCUCCUAGCCCGCCGACCCCACUGCUGAAAAUGGUGACAUUACCGUUCAAAAUCCUGGUUAAUAUUAUCCUGAGCAGCACUGUGCAUGACCUAGUGAGCAGUGACCCCACUCCCAACUGCCCCAACCCUGACCAGAUCUUCCCCUGCACCUGCUCCGAGUCCACCUUCCCCAACUUGAUCAUGGACUGUUCAGACGUUACAAGUGAAGAGGAGUUAGCCGCAGUGUUCAGUGCCAACUUCCCCAAGCUCAACUUCCACGAGUUCAUAAUGAGGAACAAUACCCACGUGAGGGUGCUGAGAGAAGGGGCCCUGGGCAACACCACCUACCAGGAGUUCAGUAUUACCAAUGGUGUCUUGGAGGAGAUCGAGGACCAUGCCCUCUCCGGCAGCUUCUCUACGGCUCAUAAAUUUGAUUUUUCAUUUAACAAGAUAUCGACGUUUCCUUUCCAAGAUCUCUCACAGUUUCCCAAACUCUUACAACUUUACCUGAACACGAACAACCUGACGGAGUUCCCGCAGAUGGUGUCGCCGAGCCUGCAGUGGCUGGAGAUGGCGGAGAACCCUCUGGGGUACCUGCCGGCUGAUGCCUUCACGUACCUGCCCUCACUCAUCCUCCUCACACUCUCCUCCGACGACCUCCACGAGAUCAUCCCAGGCACUUUAUCAAACCUCUCCAACCUGGAAUACAUUACUCUCUCCAAGAACCACUUCACGCACCUCUCCAAGGACGCGGUCCACCUCCAAAACCUUCGCGGAAUGGUGAACUUUUCCUUCAACAACAUCACAAACGUUGCCGUCGACGCCUUUGAAGGUAUGACCUCGGGGCAGAUCUACCUCAGCCACAACCAGCUCACAACGCUCCAGGAAGAGGUGUGGCGCCCUCUUCUGGAACUGGAAAUCUUCAUCACAGCUGACAACAACCCCUUCACGUGCGGCUGUGACAUGGCCUGGGUGGUCCUCAACACCAACUUCAUCUACCUCUUCAGCUACACCACCAAGUGCGACGACGGUCGAUAUUUCCGAGAGCUUGACCCAGCUGACUAUGUCCUGUGUUAGAGACAGAGCCACGACGACCUCGGGCUCUCCUGCAGUGUAAGUCACCUGUGCCUCCAGCUCCAUCACUGAGACUCUGGGAUUUAUUGUGAGGAGCCAAGCUGGGUUCCGCGAGCCAUGGAGUCGUUACCACAGGUCACAGUACGGAACCUCUUCUGAAUAUGUACACUUUCCACCUACCUCAGUUUAUCCGUUAGCUUUCACGUGUUUUGAACCUGGUAGUUAUCUGUGAACAUUCAGUCCUCAAAUGAGCACAUGUGUCCUGUCUUUGUUCAUUUAUAUUGAGGACCAAGGCUGCCUGCACAGUUUCACGGCCUUCAGGCCUAUCCGUGAGUCUUCAGCGUUAUCUGUAAGACUGGGGUUCCUAGUGAUGCUUUAAAAUAUAGAUGCUAUCGGAUCACAUGCAAGAUUACCUAGGCACUGGGGCCAACUGGAGUUUCCGAAAACGUAUGUGAUGGCCUUGAAACCAUUUGUGGCUCUGAAUGACCAACUCUUACGCUUCAAAACCAUGUUAACUUUCUGGGCAGCCUGUCUGCAUAAACAAAGGCCAAAGUCCAUUCCAUGCACCAGCCAAACCUCCCUGUUUACGAAUGAAAAACGGUUUACACACGACUCACAACUGAUGACGUUCGAACACUUUUCGAACAAGUCCUUCGCUAACGACUUUAGUUCGAACCACAACGCUGUACCUGCUUGAUGGGGUUCUCGGAGUUCUUCUACUCCCCAAGCCCGACCCGAGGAAUGGACUUAGUCGGAGGACAGGUUGCUCUGGGGAUCAACAUGGAGGCUUCGAAAUCAUGUAUCAGGUUCUGGGAACCAACUCUGAGGCUUUAGAACAAAUAUAUAUAUAUAUAUAUAUAUAUAUAU
Messenger RNA from Procambarus clarkii (red swamp crayfish), 1976 nucleotides. RefSeq names its product oplophorus-luciferin 2-monooxygenase non-catalytic subunit. Gene Ontology annotation, molecular function: protein binding. The record is from RefSeq and is a predicted model, not a curated record. NCBI's taxonomy places the organism in Eukaryota, Metazoa, Arthropoda, Malacostraca, Decapoda, Cambaridae.